AUGGCAAAGACCAAGGAUACCAAGGUUGCUAAGGCUUCCAAGAAGACUGAGACCGCAAAGGCUACUGCCACCAAGGCCGCUAAGCCAGCUCCAAAGCCAGUCAAGAAGGCUGCCACCCCAUCCUCCGACAGCGAAUCUGGUUCCGACUCUGAUUCUUCUGAAUCUGAGGAGGAGAAGCCAGCACCAAAGGCCACCAAGGCUAAGGCUAACGGAAAGGCUGCUAAGGUCGAGAAGAAAGAGGUAGAAUCAUCCUCCUCUGACUCCUCAUCUUCGUCUGAAUCCGAAGAUGACUCGUCGUCAUCUGAAUCCGAAACUGACUCUAAACCCGCCGCAAAGACUACCAAGAAGGCUGCCGCUUCUGAGAGCGAAGAUAGUGACGACUCAAGCGACUCCGAAUCCGAGGAGGAGGCUAAGCCAGUUGUUGCUGCUGCCAAGAAGGUUCAAAAGGUUGUCGAUGCCGGAAAGGCAAAGGUCAACGGUGCUGCUAAGGUAGUUGCCAAGGCUACUGAGGACUCUGAUGACUCCGACAGCUCUGACUCCUCCGAGGAAGAAAAGAAGAAGGAAUCUGGAUCUGACUCUGACUCUUCCGAUUCCGACAGCGAGUCUGCCAGCGAGGCUGAGGCCGAAGCACCAUCCAAGAAGCGUAAGGCCGAGGAUGAGCCAGAGGCUUCCACCAAGAAGUCCAAGACUGAGGAGACUGUUGAGGAUAACGGAAGCAAGAACUUGUUCGUUGGUAACUUGAGCUGGAACAUUGAUGACGAGUGGCUCUACCGCGAGUUCGAGGAGUUCGGUGAGAUCAGUGGUGCUCGUGUCAUCAGUGACAAGGCUACUGGACGCUCCAAGGGUUUCGGAUACGUUGAGUUCGUCAAGUCAAGUGAUGCUGCUGCCGCUCUUGCUGCCAAGAAGGGUGCUCUCAUUGAUGGUCGUGAGGCCAACGUUGACUUCUCCACUCCCCGUGACACCACCGCACCAAGAGAGCGUGCUAACAACCGUGCUGCUCAAUUCGGUGAUGCCAAGAACCCACCUUCCGACACCCUUUUCCUCGGUAACCUUUCCUUCGAUGCCGAUGAGAACGUUGUUGGUGAGGCUUUCGGUGAGCACGGCACUGUUGUCAACGUCAGACUCCCAACUGACCAGGAAACUGGCAACCCCAAGGGUUUCGGAUAUGUUACCUUCGGUUCCGUUGAGGAUGCUACUGCCGCUUAUGAUGCUAUGAUGGGUGCUGAUAUUGCUGGCCGUCCAGUCAGACUUGACUAUGCUACUCCUCGUCCAGAGCGCAGUGAGGGUGGUGGCUUCGGUGGCCGUGGUGGUGGACGUGGUGGUGGUGGCCGUGGUGGCGGACGUGGAGGUGGACGUGGUGGCUUCGGUGACCGUGGAGGACGUGGUGGUGCUCGUGGUGGUGCCCGUGGAGGUCGUGGAGGCAGCACUAACCGUGGUGGCUUCGGUGACUUCAAGGGAAAGAAGAUGUCUUUCGAAUAA
Molecule: messenger RNA, 1479 nt
Organism: Botrytis sinoallii
Lineage: Eukaryota; Fungi; Ascomycota; Leotiomycetes; Helotiales; Sclerotiniaceae
Exons: 4
Coding region: 1-1479 (492 amino acids)
Molecular function (GO): RNA binding
Source: RefSeq, a predicted model, not a curated record